AUGCCCGAGCCUAUGUGGCGCGAAGAGGUGGAGACUGAGAGUGAAGGUCCUGAGGAGACCAGCUCCACCACGCGCGCACUGCCCGUGGCGCGUGCCGCGGAGCAGAACGAGGCCGGUGCGAGCCCGGUUGUCGUGCAGCCCGCGAAGGUCGCAAAGCCUUUCUGGCGCCUGGCGUCCACGGCAGAUCUGUCCAGGAACGAGUACCUGGACAUCGUCAGCCCCCAAGGGGUGGAGCUGGGCAAGAUCGGAGGCGGCUUUGUGGAGUUCUCCUCCAAGGGUGAUGCGAGUGAGGACCAGUGUUCCUACAAGGCUGAACUGCACGUUGUGUGGUUUGCCCUUGGCAUGGUGCUUUGUGCGUGCACUCAGCCUUUGAAAUGCGGGCAUUUGCUUUCUGACUGUGAGGCGGCCAUCCGAGCCAUCACAGGUGAAGGCACCGACUGUGCCAUGCAUGGCCUCGUGUGUGAGAUCAGGGCCAAGCGGGCUCAGCUGCUGCGCUUCGGUGUGGCAACGAUCCUGCAUUGGGUCCGCAGCCACGAGAAGCGGCCUCCGAAAUGGGUCCCUUGGAGCGGCGCUGCGCCAGCGCUCCAGCAGGCAUGGAAUGAUGAGGCGGACGACUGUGCCACCCUUGAGGGCGUGUGUCUUCGCCGCUGUGCUUUACGCGGGCCAUGGCAUGACCGUCGCGUUGCUGCGAAAGCCUGGGAAGUUGCUGCCAUUCAUCUCGCUGCAGCCGCAGCUGAGAGCCCGAGCCCGAAGAAGCUGCAGCUGCCGGUGGCCGUCCUUCAGGAGGACUGUGCACAGACGCAGAUGGGCUCGCAGGAGCAAGUGCUUCGCUGCCAUAUUCAGCCAGAAUCUGUGAAGAGCGUGCACAUCAAUGUCAUCGACGAAUUGUGA
Molecule: messenger RNA, 891 nt
Organism: Symbiodinium necroappetens
Lineage: Eukaryota; Dinophyceae; Suessiales; Symbiodiniaceae
Source: the annotation of a GenBank genome assembly